Nannospalax galili (Upper Galilee mountains blind mole rat) is the source of this 2215-nucleotide messenger RNA. RefSeq names its product leucine rich repeat containing 14 (gene Lrrc14). Bases 162 to 1643 code for a protein of 493 amino acids. Gene Ontology annotation, cellular component: cytoplasm. The record is from RefSeq and is a predicted model, not a curated record. Gene Ontology annotation, molecular function: kinase binding. Lineage: Eukaryota; Metazoa; Chordata; Mammalia; Rodentia; Spalacidae. The transcript has 4 exons.
UCCUGGUGCAUUGAGGCGCGGGCGUCUGCGCGAGCCUCCCCCAGAGACCACCAUGUCCCCUGCGGGCAGCAGCAUUACCCGGAGGCAGUCCUUGCUCGGCGGGCAGGUCGGCUGCUUUCGUCUCCUCUCAUGACAGGUGGCUGCCUGCCCAGUCCAGCACCAUGCACACGCUUGUGUUCCUCAGCACACGGCAGGUGCUCCAGUGCCAGCCAGCUGCCUGCCAGGCUCUGCCCUUGCUGCCCAGAGAACUCUUCCCCCUGCUCUUCAAGGUGGCCUUUAUGGACAAGAAGACAGUUGUACUUCGUGAGCUGGUGCACACAUGGCCUUUCCCACUGCUUAGCUUCCAGCAGCUGCUGCAGGAAUGUGCCCAUUGUAGCCGGGCCCUGCUACAGGAGCGGCCCAGCACUGAGAGCAUGCAGGCUGUGAUCCUGGGGCUGACUGCCCGGCUCCAUAGUACAGAAGCUGAUGCUGGCACACAAUCCCUUUGCAGGAAGCAUGCAUUGCGGGUGCUGGACAUGACUGGUCUCCUGGAUGAUGGUGUGGAGCAGGAUCCUGGUACCAUGAGCAUGUGGGACUGCACAGCAGCUGUGGCCCAAACAUGUAUUGCCCAGCAGCAGGGCGGGACUGCUGAGCGGGGGCAGUUAGCUGUCCCUGUGGAAGUUCGUGUGGAUCUUAGGGUGAACCGGGCCUCCUAUGCAUUCCUUCGUGAGGCACUCCGGAGCAGUGUGGGCAGCCCACUGCGGCUCUGCUGCCGGGACCUCCGGGCUGAGGACCUACCAAUGCGCAACACUGUGGCCCUGUUGCAGCUUCUGGAUGCAGGCUGUCUGCGCCGUGUGGACCUGCGCUUUAAUAACCUGGGCCUUCGUGGCCUGUCUGUUAUCAUCCCCCAUGUGGCCCGCUUCCAGGACCUGGCUAGCCUGCGGCUGCACUAUGUACAUGGGGACUCAAGGCAGCCUUCUGUGGAUGGUGAGGACAACUUUCGCUACUUUCUGGCCCAAAUGGGCCGCUUUACGUGUCUUCGGGAGCUUAGCAUGGGCUCUUCUCUCCUUUCAGGCAAGCUGGACCAACUGCUUAGCACCCUGCAGAGCCCCCUGGAGAGCCUGGAGCUGGCCUUCUGUGCACUAUUACCUGAGGACCUAUGCUUCCUGGCACAGAGCUCCCAUGCUGCCAACCUCAAGAAGCUGGAUCUGAGUGGUAAUGACCUGUCAGGCAGCCAACUGCCCCCCUUCCAGGGCCUGUUGCAGGCAGCAGCAGCCACAUUGCUCCAUCUUGAGCUGACUGAGUGCCAGCUUGCUGAUGCCCAACUGUUGGCCACACUGCCCACCUUGACUCGAUGUGCCAGUCUCCGCUACCUUGGUCUCUAUGGCAACCCUCUGUCCAUGGCAGGUCUCAAAGAGCUGCUUCGGGACUCUGUGGUGCAGGCUGAACUGCGCACUGUGGUGCACCCCUUCCCUGUGGACUGCUAUGAGGGCCUUCCAUGGCCACCACCUGCCUCUGUCCUGCUUGAGGCUUCCAUCAAUGAGGAGAAGUUUGCCCGUGUAGAAGCUGAGUUGCACCAGCUGCUGUUGGCCUCAGGCCGUGCCCAUGUACUCUGGACCACAGACAUCUAUGGGCGCCUAGCUGCAGACUAUUUCAGCCUGUGAUCUCUGGAAUCUGGCUGAGAGAUAGGUCAAGAGCCUUUGGGGUUGUGCUGGAGGCCUGACAAAGGCCUCUCAAGUUUUCUGCAGGGUCUGCCUUGUUCCUAAGUGUACCUACCUUGAGGCUCCUCCUCUGCUUCCUGCUUCCAGUAUUUGGCUGUCUCUGGGUACUUCAGACCUGUACUCCCCUGCUCUGUGUGGCUGCACUUAGUUGUGCACAACUUCAGAGUUGUGGGCCUCUCUGCAGAAAAUGGUAUCUAGGCGCUUCAUAUCUCUACUAGGAGUGCAGUGCACUGGGGUGGUUGUCCGGAUGACGUCUACUUCAGGGAGGCUUGGGGGUACCCCAUGCAGCCUGGGGCCUUGUACCAUGUUCCCUGCUUUGGCACCUAAGCCACCUUGUCAUCUGGCUCUAGAGGGUGUCAUCAAGGUACAAAUGUGCAGUGUGUCUGGAAUUUGAAUUUGUGGCCUUUUCUUUGAUGAGGGGGUCCUGACUGGACAGAAAGACCUGCCCCCAUCUCUGCUGUUAGCCCCAGCAUGGCCUGUAAUCAACCAUGCCACCUGCCCCACCCACUCGCUGG